AUGUGGAAAGGGAUGAAGCAGCACUAUAACCGUUUCAAAAUCAAGUACUCUGGCUCAACUGCACAAACUGCUGACCCACUUGUAAGGAAACCUUCUCUUAUGGACAACGCUGCAGCUCCCUCUGAAAGGUUAACUCAGUCUUCACAACCAUCAAGUGUGGCAAGAACCUCCAGCAAUGGCUCGUCAAGGAAGAGAAACAAAUUGCUUGCUGAAGAUGAAUUGAACGCAGUAAGGAGCGCAACCAACGCUGUCUGGGACCGCUUGAGCGAGGACGUUGAAUCUGUCAGCAGCAAGUACAGCACCUUCGGAGCUUUCGCUGGAGCGGCUUCAAAUGAUCUUCCAAAAGCCAUAGCGGACGAGGAAAUGCAGCUUUUGUUCAAUGUGCUUACAACGGGAGCAGACGCUUAUGGUGUCUCCGAACGUGGCGAGGAACCUGUUGGUCAUAGUGGAAGAUACGGAUUUCCCGAGGACGUCGAAGUUAUGGGUCGUGAAGAAGAGAUUUGUGAUCGCACGAGAAUGGCAGGAUUUGAUGGACAAGCUACGGGACGUGGUGAGUGA
Molecule: messenger RNA, 558 nt
Organism: Cylicocyclus nassatus
Lineage: Eukaryota; Metazoa; Nematoda; Chromadorea; Rhabditida; Strongylidae
Source: the annotation of a GenBank genome assembly